AUGUACGGUGACUACGAAGCCCAGCGGCAUUGGAUGGAGCUCACCACACAUCUGCCGUUCCGGGAAUGGUAUACCUAUGAUCUGCAGUACUGGGGAUUGGACUAUCCGCCGCUUACGGCGUAUGUUAGUUGGAUGUGUGGUUUAAUUGCCCACUACUUGAACCCUGAAUGGGUUGCACUUGACGCGUCGAGAGGAAUCGAAACCCCUGGAAGCAAGCUAUUCAUGCGCCUUAGUGUCGUAAUCCUGGACUUCCUGGUUUAUAUCCCGGCAUUGGUGAUGUUCGUACGGACAUGGCAAGGAUCACGGAGUCGUAGAACACAGGAGCAAGCCUUUCUCACUCUCGUUCUCCAACCCGCACUGCUCGUGAUCGAUCACGGCCACUUCCAAUACAACUCAGUGAUGUUGGGUUUUACACUGCUCGCGAUCAACUUCUUCACCCAAGGAGAUGAUCUGUACGGCGCAGUCUGUUUCGUCAUGAGUCUCGGUUUCAAACAGAUGGCUCUGUAUUACGCGCCUGCAAUCGGGUCGUACCUUUUGGCGAAAUGCAUUUGGUUGGGAUGGGAGAAAGGACUUCGCCUUUUCAUACGCCUAGGGGCUACCACGGUCUUAUCCUUUGGCGCACUCUUCGCACCUUUCUUCCUCCCUCCAUUCGCACCCUCGGUCACGCACAUCCUGCACCCUAUCACCCGAAUCUUCCCCUUCAAUCGGGGUCUAUUUGAAGACAAAGUGGCCAACUUUUGGUGUGCGAGUAACGUCGCCAUCAAAUGGAAACGGUUGGCUAUUUCUGCAGCUCAUGGGGAUGAAGAUAAGGCCCGAGGAUGGCUUGUCAAGCUCUCGACCCUUCUUACCGCCCUCGGGUUCUCCCCCAGUGUGGUCGGAAUUCUGAGGUCAUCUUGGAUUGCGAAACUCGAAGCCGAGGCUGAUGGCACGGAUGCCCGUAAAGAAGAACCGCCGGUGUUUAUCUCUCUCCUCCCCUACGCUCUCCUUACAUCCUCCAUGUCCUUCUUCCUCUUCUCGUUCCAAGUACACGAGAAGACGAUCCUACUACCCUUGCUACCGCUCACACUGUUGAUGUCAGCUGCGCAGCCUGGAACGACGUUGCAUAAUUGGGGCGCUCUGGGAAACAAUGUUGCUGUCUUCAGCAUGUGGCCUCUAUUGAAGAGGGACGGUCAGGGUUUGGCGUGUGUUGCGACAUUGAUGUUGUGGAAUCGCGCGAUUGGGUAUAACCCUUUCAAGUGGAUUCAACACAAAUCGUCAACUAUCAAGGAGAAUUUGAGGAUCGCGUCGCUUUUGAGCCUAUCCUUUGUGCAACUGGUCUCGUUGCUCGCAUACGCAGCGUCCAUCUGUCUAGUGCUCCUCGAAUUUGUCCUCCCGGUACCAAAGCGAUACCCGGACCUAUUCCCAGUCCUCAACGUCCUGGUCAGCACACCGAUAUUCGUUCUAAUUUGGCUAUGGAGUAUCAAGUGUGGAUUGGAGAUUUGGUGGACCUUGGGAGGCUGGAGUAGUACCACUAGCAAGAAACAGACGACUUCAGAGAAACGUUUGUCUGCUUCUGGACCAGCGGUAAAGCCGUUGGAAGUGAAGACGAGCGAAGGGAGUGGGUCGUCGGAGGUGGUUGGUGGUAGUAUGGAUUCACCGAUCUCAAUUUGA
This is a messenger RNA of Coprinopsis cinerea okayama7#130, 1650 nucleotides long. Its product is annotated as glucosyltransferase Alg6. Gene Ontology annotation, biological process: protein N-linked glycosylation. The coding region runs from base 1 to 1650 and encodes 549 amino acids. Gene Ontology annotation, cellular component: endoplasmic reticulum membrane. NCBI's taxonomy places the organism in Eukaryota, Fungi, Basidiomycota, Agaricomycetes, Agaricales, Psathyrellaceae. Gene Ontology annotation, molecular function: dolichyl pyrophosphate Man9GlcNAc2 alpha-1,3-glucosyltransferase activity. The record is from RefSeq and is a predicted model, not a curated record. The transcript is spliced from 8 exons.